Molecule: messenger RNA, 1995 nt
Organism: Paramisgurnus dabryanus
Lineage: Eukaryota; Metazoa; Chordata; Actinopteri; Cypriniformes; Cobitidae
Source: RefSeq, a predicted model, not a curated record
AAAACUUUUGGCAAUAUUGUGUAUAUGGCCCUAAAGAAAGAGUAGUUGAGGACGUCAGCUCCAAUAGGCAGCCGCAGUGUAUGAGGCGUCUACGUAUAUUAUGUCGAUGCCUGCAACAGCAUUCAUCCUCGCCGAUUUCAAAAAACUAGCAGAGGUUUCGUCAACCAACAACCUCUGCACUUCCAUUCUCAGUUUUCAAAAUAAAGGUACAGUAAGAGGUAAAAUCAUAAACAUUCUUGUGAAAAAAUAAGAAUACAAGGUCCACAUUAUCUAUUCAGCGAAAAUCAUUAGUCAACCAAAACGAAAGGCACAAAAAGAGUUCUUUAGUAAUAUUUGACUCCAGUUUAGUAUUGACAUCCCUGUUUGUGUACGUGUGUGUGUAUGUGUGUAUGUGUGUAUGUUUCACUUCCAUGAUGUGUCCACCACUCCUCAGACAGCUACUGAUACAUCGAACAUCAGACAGAAAGCUCAGCUGAUUCACGUUAUGGAGUGGGAUAGUUAUGUCCCUUUGCUAAAGCUGAUGAGUUCUCCCAGUCUGAGUGAAUUGGGCCGAUCAGAGAGAUCUGCAGCACUGGACGACCAAAACAAUCAACAGCACAGAGCAGGAACCAAUGCUACAUGGAACAGCAUCCAGAAUGCCGUGAUCUCCGUGUUCCAGCGUAAAAAUCUGUCAGAGAAUGAACUUUACACACUGAAUGAAGGGGUCAGACAGCUCCUGAAGACUGAACUGGGAUCUUUCUUUACAGAGUAUCUGCAGAACCAGCUUUUAACAAAGGGAAUGGUAAUUCUGCGUGAUAAAAUCCACUUUUAUGAGGGUCAAAAGUUGCUGGAUUCUCUGUCAGAAACAUGGGACUUUUUCUUCUGUGAUGUUUUGUCCACGCUGCAGGCAGUUUUUUAUCCUGUCCAGGGUAAGGACCCAUCAGUGCGGCAGCUGGCACUGUUGCAUUUUAGGAAUAUUAUUACACUUAACAUAAAACUGGAGAAUGCGCUUAUGCGCCCGCGUGCCCGAAUCCCUCCGUCAAUCAUUCAGAUGCUGCUGAUCCUUCAGGGGGUUCAUGAGUGUAAAGGUGUGACCAGUGAUUACCUAAAGCUGGAGUCCCUUUUGCAGAAGGUUGUUUCACCGUAUCUGGGUACCCAUGGCCUUUUUUCCAGUGACGGCUCUGGUGCCCAGUGCUCAUGUGUGUUGGAGAAACGGCUUCAAUGCAGGAGGCCACAUUCUAGCACUUUACCUACAAAGAACCUUGUGGUUCGCUCUAAAAGCUACAACAUACCCAUACUGACACCUGUGGCCGAAUACGACUCAGAAAGCAGCGGAGUGAGCGUCCGAAGGCAUUCGGUUUGUCAAAUGACUUCCUGUCUGGAGGAAACUGCCUUCGCUGAGAUCCCUCCCAUGUCAUCCUUUCCCUCCCAUGCCGAGGAUUCUGAAGAUGUGGAGAAUCACACUCCUGCCUCUUCUUCACCCAUAUUCACCGACCUCUGCUUCAACAGUGUCCAGGAACCAGGAGUUCACCAGGACAUCUCCGUUCCCAGCCGUUCGUCCAGUCCAGAGACUGUUGUGGAUCAGAUUCUGGACUCGGACAAUGAGGGAAUAUUUAUCCACUUCCGCCGACAGCAUUCAAGCUCGCCCGAGUUUAGCCGCAGAAGUGAGAGUGUGGAGUAACCGCUGAGUCCAACAAACCAAUUCACUGUCUCCACUUUAUCAGACAAUUAUUGUUUAAAGUUUGUCGAAUUUGCAGAUUUUUUUCUUGGACCCUGGGUGUGUUCAGAAAAUCAGAAUAGCCAGCAUAGUAUGCAUUUCAGUUCACUCAAGUUUGUAGGCAUGCAGUACUGAUCUUGAUUCAUUUACUUGGCUUUUUAAAGAAAACAACUAUAUGUAACAAUAUACAAUUGUAUAGAAUGUACUACUGUGUUAAUGUUUAUUGUAAAACACUGAUGUUUUAACUGUGUAGUCUGACACUGUCCUAAUAAACCAUUAAUAGGAAUUAUUCAGGUCUG